Messenger RNA from Xenia sp. Carnegie-2017, 930 nucleotides. RefSeq lists its product as uncharacterized. NCBI's taxonomy places the organism in Eukaryota, Metazoa, Cnidaria, Anthozoa, Malacalcyonacea, Xeniidae. The record is from RefSeq and is a predicted model, not a curated record. Gene Ontology annotation, molecular function: oligosaccharide binding. The transcript has a single exon. The coding region runs from base 73 to 810 and encodes 245 amino acids.
AUGCUACAUCAUUUUAAUGAACACUAACAACAGUAGAAGAGAAAAAUUAAAUACUUAAAUCAAUCAAUAAAAAUGUUUUCUUUCGUUUUUUGUCUUAUUCUUCUUCAAACGAUAGUCAUUGAUGCAAAGACUAUGGAGUUACACUCAUCAACGCGAGUCAUUGCACAAAGUUGUCUGGAUUACCUUAAAAAAGGCUACAAAUCUGAUGGUUUCUACAAAAUCCGCGAUUUCAACGCAAACAGGAUCAUUACAGUCUAUUGUGACUUGACCUCGGAGCCUGGAUCAGCCUGGACUUUGGUCAUGUCGUUUGCAUUUAAAAAUAGACAAGUCGAACAGUUUAAAAAGAAAGGCUUACAACAAGACGCUCCGGUAAAUGAGAAUUCACCUAACUGGGAGAUUUAUCGUAUGAGCCACUAUCAAAUGAAUUAUCUGAAAUCACAGUCGACCCACUGGAGAGCAACAUGCAGUUAUCCAAAGAACAAAGUCGAUUAUAGAGAUUAUGUGAGAGCAAAGUUUUCUGAUUUUGACGUCAUGACUUUUGCUGGCUAUGGCAUUUGCAAGAAAGUAGAGCUUGUAAACAUCCGUGGUCAUCAAUGUGCAAAAUGUACGUCGAAAUGGUAUCAAGUAUUAAAUACAUACAUGGCACAUAUCGAUAGUCCGUCUUCAGGUUGUAAAUUUGACGCUCGCACUGGUUCUUUUGGUUCUGAAGAUAACUUUGGCUACUAUAGUCAUGUUAACAAGAAAUUUCGUUGCACUGCAAGCAGGCUUUCGACAACCAACUGGUGGUUUGGUGUUUACAUGACAAUUUAAUUUCGAGAAACAUUUUAGCCAUCCAAUGAAUACCUUUGAUAUCGUAGUAAAGUAAAAUAAACGCGUACUUUAACAGUUUUGUGUAUCUGUUGGGUGAUUAAAAAAUAGAUUACAUCUAAA